AAAGAAGUACAUUGGAUGAUGUGCAAAAAUGAAAGUGGACAAACACUUAGGGACGGGUGGAGGGAGUAUAUCACUCGUGUGUGCAGUGGUGUUAAUUAAUCUUGUUACGGAGUACUCCGUAUUAUAAAUGGCGUCAACUUGGCUGGUCCUCCUGUUUGCGGCGGCGGCGGCCGCCGGAUUUAUUACUGUUGCAGCGGUUAACGGUACUGAUGAUAAUCCGUCGUCCCCCGACAGCAGUGCAAUGAAGAUGCUGAAGGACAGCCUUGUGUUCCCGCCGGGGUCACCACUCCUGUCUACUUGGAAUAACCAGCCGGACCCGUGCCGGUGGAAAGGGGUGUGGUGCGACGGCGACAACCGGGUUUGGAAGAUCGACAUCGGUAAUUACGGCCUCGACGGCACCCUCCCGGCGGCCGGUCUCGGGGAGCUCCCCUACCUCAAUGAAUUCUCCGCCGGCCGCAACAAUUUCACCUCCAAUUCUUUCGCGUCGGGUCUCUUCCGUAUUUCUUCUAACUUGGUAAAUGUUUCCCUGGACUUCAACACUUUUCUUGAACCGUGGAAGAUCCCGGAGAGUCUCGCGGCAGCUCGGAAUCUUACGUCAUUCUCCGCCGCCGGCUGCAACGUCAACGGCGAUCUCUCAAUCUUGAAAGGGAUGCCGCGGCUGAAGCAUGUCAGGCUGCACCUGAACCAAAUUUCCGGCGAAAUUCCCGACCUCUCCGCCCUCACGUCCUUGCGAGAAUUCACCGCGAGCAAUAACAGUCUCGCCGGUCCGGUGCCGGAAACAUUGGGAAACAUCACCUCCCUACAAGAUCUGAGCCUGGCGAAUAACUACCUGACCGGAGCUAUUCCUCCGGCCAUCACGCGUUUGACCAAUCUCCUCAGACUGGACCUUUCCUAUAACCGGCUUGCCGGCGAAAUACCCGACAUGUCCGGCCUCGUGUCCUUGAAAGAAUUCAUCGCCGGCUACAACGGUCUCUCCGGCCCGGUGCCGGAAACACUGGGGAACAUCACAACACUGCAAGAAGUGAGUCUGGUGUUCAACAAUCUGACAGGAACUAUUCCUCCGGCCAUCGCACGUUUGACCAAUCUUCUCAGACUCGACCUUUCCUAUAACAAGCUUUCCGGCGAAAUACCCGACCUGUCCGGCCUCAGAUCGUUGCAAGUAUUCUACGUGUACUCGAACCAAUUUACCGGUCGGGUGCCGGAAUCAUUGGCGGACAUCCCGACACUGCAAGAUGUGAGGCUGGCGUAUAACAGCCUGAAGGGAAAUAUUCCUCCGGAGAUCACGCGCUUGACCGGUCUUCUCAGAUUGGACUUAUCCUACAAUUAUCAGAUUUGCGUAUUUACAACUGUUGCGGCGGAUGAUGGCCCGGCGUGCCUCGACAAUGCGGCAAUGCAGAAUCUGAAGGCCAGCCUGGUGUUCCCGACGACGGGAUCAUCUGUCGACAUAGGCUUGGAAAGUUGGAAUAAGACGAACGCAUGCGAGUGGAACGGGAUAUUUUGCGACGUUGUCGGCCAGGUUUGGAAGGUCAACAUCGAGGGUUUCUAUCUCGGAGGCACCCUCACGGCGGCCGGCCUCGGAUCACUCCCCUCCCUCCGUGAGUUCUACGCCAAAGGCAGCCAGUUCACCUCACUCCCGUCCGAUCUCUUCGCUAAUUUGACCAAAUUGGAGGUAGUUUCUCUCGACGACAACACUUACCUUUCGCCGUGGAACAUCCCGGAGAGUCUCACGGCGGCUCGGAAUCUUUGGUCUUUCUCCGCCGCCAACUCUAACAUGCAGGGCACCUUACCGGAAUUUCUCACCGAAAAAAAUUUCCCGGCCUUACGCUUUCUUGAUCUCUCGGACCAUAGUUUGUCGGGGCCUAUCCCUUCCCAGCUUCCGGCAACUCUGGAGACUCUCCGGUUGAGGGCACAAUACCAAGGUCAUCAUUUGUCCGGCAAAAUACCCGACUUGUCCCGCUUCUCGUCUUUGAAAGAACUCGACCUGAACUAUAACGAUCUUACCGGUCCGAUUCCGGCGAUAAUCCCAUCAUCACUGCAAGUUUUGAGGAUGGCAUAUAACAAACUCGCCGGCGAAAUACCCGACCUCUCCAGCCUCACAUCUUUGCAAGAAGUGAGGCUGGAGGGUAAUACUCUGACCGGAGCUAUUCCUCCGAUCACAAAUAGUUUGACCAAUCUUUCAACACUCGACCUUUCUCGAAACCAGAUUCCCGGCGAAAUUCCCAACCUGUCUCCCCUUGCGUCCUUGAAAAACCUUUACAUGAACGGUAAUCGUCUUACCGGUCCGGUGCCGGAAUUGCUGGUGAACCUCACUUUACUUGAAUAUGGGAGCCUGGCGGGGAACAGUCUGAUGGGAACUAUUCCUAGGAACAUCACGCAUUUGACCCAUCUUUCCCAACUCGACCUUUCUAAUAAUCAGCUCUCCGGCUGUGUCCCGCCCAUGGCUCACGACGAGCAUGGUGAGGAAGUGAUCGAAACAGUGGGAAAUACCGGUAUAACUGGAACAUGCCUGCCGUGAUUAGGAGGACGACGACGGCGACGUGAGGUUGGAUGUUUCCACUUUAAAGCUGUCGUCAUUUCGUUUUGCACUAUCCUAAUAAUUCUCCUCUGUACUUUUAUUUUCGAUCUUUCUAAAAGUGUACGUCUCUGUUUAAUACACUUAUUAAGUUUUU
Molecule: messenger RNA, 2669 nt
Organism: Cuscuta campestris
Lineage: Eukaryota; Viridiplantae; Streptophyta; Magnoliopsida; Solanales; Convolvulaceae
Source: the annotation of a GenBank genome assembly